Messenger RNA from Aspergillus ruber CBS 135680, 972 nucleotides. RefSeq names its product putative alpha-L-arabinofuranosidase (gene abfI). Gene Ontology annotation, molecular function: alpha-L-arabinofuranosidase activity. The record is from RefSeq and is a predicted model, not a curated record. The transcript has a single exon. Bases 1 to 972 code for a protein of 323 amino acids. Gene Ontology annotation, biological process: L-arabinose metabolic process. NCBI's taxonomy places the organism in Eukaryota, Fungi, Ascomycota, Eurotiomycetes, Eurotiales, Aspergillaceae.
AUGAGAUUUCCAAAGACCCAGACUAGCCUAAUCUUUCUCGCAUCAGUGCGUGCUAUCUCAGCGAACUGUGAUCUUCCAUCGACCUACAGUUGGACAUCAACCAGUGCACUAGCGAAUCCCCAGUUGGGAUGGUCGGCACUCAAGGACUUCACCAAUGUAGUCUAUAACGAUCAGCAUCUCGUGUAUGCGUCUACCGCCGAUACAGCUGGGAAUUACGGCUCGGUGGCCUUCGGUGUCUUUUCAGACUGGUCUGACAUGGCUUCGGCGACUCAAAACACAAUGAGCCAUGCAGUUGUUGCACCCACACUGCUCUACUUCAAGCCGAAAGACAUCUGGGUUCUAGCCUACCAAUGGGGUUCUACCGCGUUCUCCUAUCGGACAUCAAGUGAUCCCACCGACGCCAAUGGAUGGUCAUCGGAGCAUCCCCUUUUCUCUGGAAGUAUAUCUGACUCCAGUACCGGCUGUAUCGACCAGACGGUCAUCGGCGAUGAUACAAACAUGUAUUUAUUUUUCGCGGGAGAUAAUGGCAAGAUUUAUCGGGCUACCAUGUCCAUUGACGACUUCCCGGGCGACUUCGGCACAGAAUCAGAGGUGGUCCUGAGUGAUACUUCCAACAAUUUGUUUGAAGCAGUCCAGGUGUACACUGUCAAGGACCAAACCAAAUAUCUUAUGAUUGUCGAGGCUAUUGGGUCAAACGGGCGGUAUUUCCGUUCAUUCACGGCCAACAGUCUAGACGGUCCGUGGGAAGCGCAGGCGGCAAGCGAGAGCCAGCCCUUCGCUGGAAAGGCCAACAGCGGCGCCACUUGGACAGAUGACAUCAGUCAUGGUGACCUGGUUCGCAGCAACCCCGAUCAAACAAUGACGAUCGAUCCAUGCAAUCUGCAGUUUCUUUACCAGGGGCGCGAUCCGAGCUCCAGCAGCGACUACAACACCCUACCUUACAGGCCGGGAGUGCUGACACUACUGCAAUAA